UCCUGUAUAGUCAUUUACAGGUUUAAUAAUUAAAUAUAUACGAUCGACAGUCUUCCAAGGUGCUUUUUAUAUUUUAUUUUGUAAUUGUUUAAAAGAGAGAACUUUUUUUAGAACCGUUAUUUCAAUGAAGGUUCAAUCGCCGAUUACUGCUGGAAGUCUAAAUGUUAUUUAAAAGCCCUUCCAUCCAGUAGCUACCCUCGAAGCCGUUCAUCAAAUGCUUCUCAUCUAUCUUAGCCAGACUACACUUUCCAAAGCGGGCACAGCUUGUUCAAAAUGCAGCCUCACAAGUUAUUCGGAUUGCUUUACAUUGGGAUUUACUUGUGGAUAUCGUUCUGCUUCAGGGAAUCCCACCAGGGCGAAUACCAAAGGAAACUCUACAGAGACCUGCUAAAAAACUACAAUCGCCUGGAGCGGCCUGUGCUGAACGACUCCCAGCCACUGCUUGUAGAAUUGGGGAUGACCUUGCUGCAAAUUAUUGAUGUGGAUGAAAAGAAUCAAGUGCUGAUGACAAAUGCUUGGUUGCAGUUGUAUUGGACUGACAUAUACCUUACCUGGAAUCAUUCUGAAUACCCAGGAGUUCAAAACCUGCGCUUCCCAUCUGACCAGAUUUGGGUUCCAGAUAUUCUUCUGUAUAAUAGUGCAGAUGAACGAUUUGAUGCAACCUUCCACACAAAUGUCCUUGUAAAUUCAUCUGGAGCAUGUCAGUACAUCCCACCAGGCAUUCUGAAGAGUACCUGCUAUAUUGAUGUCCGCUGGUUUCCCUUUGAUGUACAAAAGUGUGAUCUGAAAUUUGGUUCCUGGACACAUAAUGGUUGGCUUCUUGAUCUGCAGAUGCUGGAAGUGGACAUUUCAUCAUACAUUCCAAAUGGAGAAUGGGAUUUAGUAGGGGUCCCAGCAAAGAGGAAUGAGCUGUAUUAUGAGUGUUGCAAGGAGCCCUAUCCUGAUGUGACUUUCACAGUAACAAUGCGCAGGCGCACUCUUUACUACGGCCUGAAUCUUCUUAUCCCCUGUGUCCUCAUCUCAGGCCUGGCGUUACUAGUGUUUCUGUUGCCCGCUGACUCUGGAGAGAAGAUAUCACUAGGGAUCACUGUGCUACUGUCUUUAACAGUGUUUAUGCUUCUGGUAGCUGAGAUUAUGCCAGCAACAUCUGACUCUGUUCCACUAAUAGCUCAGUACUUUGCAAGCACCAUGGUGAUUGUAGGCCUUUCUGUAGUCGUUACAGUGCUGGUGCUACAGUUCCAUCACCAUGACCCCCAUGGAGGAAAGAUGCCCAAGUGGAUACAAGUUGUGCUUCUGAACUGGUGUGCUUGGUUUUUACGGAUGAAGAAGCCUGGAGAAGAUAGAAAGCACCUCACGUACAAAUACAAUCCCCAUGCGCACCAUUCCAGUGCCAGCAGUAUUGAGAUGAAUGCCAUACCUGGACAGCAAUCGACCAACGGGAACAUGAAUUUGUAUUGUGGCUACCAUGCUAUGGACAGCCCUUGCUGCCCCCCCAGCACUGAUUCCGGGGUGAUGUGUGGAAGGACAACCAGCUCGCCCGCAGAGGACCAUCAAACCAAUCCCCCCAGGACUCUCUCAGAAAACAUCCCAGAAAUUGCCAAAAUCCUGGAGGAAGUACAAUACAUUGCUAGUCGCUUCAGAGAUCAGGAUGAAGGAGAAGCAAUCUCCAGUGAAUGGAAGUUUGCAGCCGCUGUUGUUGACAGAUUGUGUCUUGUAGCAUUUUCACUCUUCUCCAUUAUCUGCACUUUUACAAUAUUAAUGUCAGCCCCUAAUUUUAUAGAAGCUGUUUCCAAGGAUUUUGCAUAGUACAUGCAAACAAAAGAAAAGUUGUCAAUCAUAAGAACUAAAGAAAAUGAAAUAAUUGUAAAUAUACACAUCAUCAUAAAAUAUUAAUCGUGCUAACAAUGAAAUACUGCAGCUUCUAAAAAUUACGGGAGUUUGCAAAUUAUCUGUCAACAUUUGAAUCUUUCACUGUACAAAUCAAUUCAAAUUACAAAUGCCAUAUUUGUUUCCUGUCUGUAUUAAAAGGGAAGCUUCAGAACGCUAUAAUGCAUUCAAGACCUAUUUAUAUCUCUUGGUAAAUUCGCUUGAUCAAAAACAUAGUUUUUGCUUCAGAUUCGCUUUACUCCUCUUUAAAGCCUCCAUGUUUCCCACUUCACAAGCUUUCAUUUGGUUGUUACAGCACUGCUGAUAUUGUUUUACAUUGCUAUGCAUGAGAUGCUGGUUCCUUGCUAUAUAAAGCCUUUUACAGCCUAAUUCAAGCAAAGCUGAUUAUUGUAAUGUAAUCAUUUCUCCAUGAACCAGUAUACUAGAACGAAUAAAUCAAUAUUAGUCAGCAUUAUAGCUGCUGAAAACAGUGAUAACUAAUAAAUGCACUAGGCUUGUUUUAGGGGGACAAGAAUUAUGUUGUGUGGAAAUUAUUACUGUCUCACGUUGUAGCUGGGAGGUGGAAAGGAAAUUUAAAGGACAUAGAGACACGGACAAAAUUAAAUGAGACAGUUAAAAUAUAAUAUAUAGGGUCUGAGCAUUUCUUUAUGACAGGGAAUGAUUGGAAGAUUAAGUUAUCAGGAAGUUUCCCUUUAAUACUAAAAGUGUAAAUGUAAAACCCUGAAAUCAAAAUCUUUAUUCUUUAUUUUAUGAACUUUGAGGGUGUUCAACAUUAUAAAAAGAUUUUACUUUGUGUGUAUCAAUAGCACAGUAAUUCACAGUUUCAGGCUAAUAGCACAGGCACAAUAUUCCAGGUGCAAGGUGAACUUUUUGUUGUUGAGAAUUCUCAAAUUCCAAGAUUAAAAUGGUUGUAGCUAACAAAUUAAUUCCAUAAAUCUUGCCAUGCACUUCCAUUUUCCAUACACAUCAAAAUUGUGAAUGAAUGAAUGAGGCACAUGUUUUACUAAAGAUGUUUUUUAUUUUAAAACAAGUUAUUUGGUACUGUAUUACUAGGUUAAAGAAACCACGUUCUGCAAUAACUGAUCUCAAGUAGUCCUGCACCAGUUUACCUACCUACUACCAUGCUUUGCAGCCAGAAACGUGCUUUGACACUGCUGAGGUGAAAUCUACCUAGGGAGUUAAAAUGGCAACACAAGAAUCUAAACAUUUUUAAAUGGGGAAAAAAGAGUCUGUUUUAACAUGUGUGUAUUUCAAAACUUCACUUUCAGAUCUAUGUAGCUUGUAGCAACAUCGUAACUCAGUUUAAACAGGUUGUGUGUCAGUGGGAACUAAGUAACAGUUUUGUUUUAUGACAAAAUUACACAGUAUUGUACACCCUCAAGUACAAUGUGAAAGUAUUAUUACGGCUUUUUAUAUGCACUGGUAAAC
Messenger RNA from Polyodon spathula (Mississippi paddlefish), 3315 nucleotides. It is a transcript of the gene chrna8, whose product is annotated as cholinergic receptor, nicotinic, alpha 8. Bases 274 to 1806 code for a protein of 510 amino acids. The record is from RefSeq and is a predicted model, not a curated record. Gene Ontology annotation, cellular component: neuron projection; postsynaptic membrane; synapse. The transcript is spliced from 10 exons. Gene Ontology annotation, biological process: monoatomic ion transmembrane transport; nervous system process; signal transduction. Gene Ontology annotation, molecular function: transmembrane signaling receptor activity; acetylcholine-gated monoatomic cation-selective channel activity. Lineage: Eukaryota; Metazoa; Chordata; Actinopteri; Acipenseriformes; Polyodontidae.